Molecule: messenger RNA, 3221 nt
Organism: Betta splendens (Siamese fighting fish)
Lineage: Eukaryota; Metazoa; Chordata; Actinopteri; Anabantiformes; Osphronemidae
Exons: 2
Coding region: 188-2230 (680 amino acids)
Molecular function (GO): DNA binding; protein dimerization activity
Source: RefSeq, a predicted model, not a curated record
CAUACCGCACACAGGAGGCAGGAAUGGCGGCGUGUCUGUCAACACGGACAACAGACAAAUCAUGUUUUCUCUCCUUUUAAAACUGGGCUACAUCGAUUUGUGGGUGUACGCGAAAAUCUGUCUAUCAGCACUAGCAUUAGCUAGCAUGCUAAUGCCACACUAGUGCCAGCCGACAGCGGGAGCGACAAUGAACCGCUCAAGGAGGAGGCGCAGUUCUGCGUGGGACUGCUUUGAGCAAACGGGGAACUACGUGCGCUGCAUGAAAUGUGACACGAUGCUCAAGUAUUGCGGAGGUGCCACCAGCACCAUGAUCAACCACAUGAGUAAGUACCACCCGACCACGACGCCCGUGGAGGAGGACGAGAAGCCGGUGGUGUGCCCCGUGCAGUGCCUGGAGGAGGACAGCAAGUCCGACGUCACGCAGGUCGCCGUCCCGUCCCCAAACGUACACGCGACCACCGGCACCGCUGAGCGCGAGUACGUGGAGCGGAAGCGCCUGAAGCGGAGCUCUGUGUGGGACAUCUUCGUCAAGGUGGACGACGAGGUCCACUGCCGCAUGUGCGACACGCGGCUGAAGUACCGGAGCAGCACCACCAGCAUGAUGUACCACAUCAGGAACAAGCACGCAGACGCGAUGCCGAGCGACGGCGUGUCGGUGGCGGCGCACGCAGAGGUGACGGAGCUCCUCUCCAGGAUGAUCGAGAAGGACCUGCUCCCCCUGAGCGCGGUCAAUGGGGAGGGCCUGCGCGAGUUGCUCGCCUACACUGUGCAUAACUAUAAAAUGCCGUCCGUUUGCGACAUCACGCGCCUCAUAGAGGCGCAUUUCCAGGAGAAGGUGGAGGCGCUGGAAGGACACCUGGGGAAAGUGGAGAAGCUGGCUCUCUCUGCUGAUCUCUGGGCAGCCCACCCUCUGGAAAGGUACAUCACAGUUUCCUGCUCCUUCAUAACCGAGGACUGGCAGGGGAGGUCAGCUGUGCUGCAGACACACAAGCUAGGGUCAGGCAGCCACACAGCUGCAGGUGGUGUCACAGAGAAGCUCCUCAGCACCGUGCAGAACUGGGGUAUUGCUGGGAAAGUGGCUGCGUGCGUUCAUAAUGACACACUGGGUGUCUUGUCAGCCCACGAGUGUGCACAAGUCACCUGGGACUACGCCACUUGCUUCGCCACUACGUUGCAACAGGCCGUCGGCGACGGGCUGAGCGAGGAUCUCAUCAGCAUCAUCGCUGCCGCAGGGAGGCUGGUGAAGCGCUUCACACACAACCUGCAGGCGAGUCAGGCCCUGGAGCAGAAGCAGGUCCAGAUGUGCCUGCCGACGCGCAAGCUGAUUCAGUCGAGCAAAGCUAGAUGGGACACCGUGUGCGACAUGUUCGAGUGCUUGCUCGAGCAGCGGUGGGCGAUUAAGGCCGUGCUCUCUGACCGCACAGUGACCAACAGGCAGGAAGCCCAGGCCCUCGAGAUCGAAGACGACUGUUGGCAGAUAGUUGAGAAUUUCACGCCGGUCCUGGCAACGCUGAAAUGGGCGGCGACGGUCAUGUCUGCGGAAACGGAGGUUUCCAUUUCGAACAUCUACCCAAUCACGUUCAGCCUCAUUCAGACACACCUUGUGCCAAAGGAGAAUGAUGUGGAGCAGGUGUCUGAGUUCAAGCUGAAAGUUCAGAAGUCACUUAGAAAUCAGAUGGAGGUUGACUCCAAUGACCUUGCUUCUAAACCAGCUCUGAUGGCCUCGAUGCUGGACCCUCGUCACAAACACCUCAGCUUCCUUACGCCGUCAGGGCGGCUGGCUGCCAAGGUCAAACUGCAUGAACUGGUUUCAAAGUUGGAUGUCGUAACGAUUCCUGCGAGCACGAAGGAUGAACAGCAGGAGACCCUGGUCACACCUGACAUUAGCCAGGUCGCCGUGCCCUCACAGCUGAGAAGCGACACUAAAAACACCAUGAUGCUGCUCUUGGGUGACAACUACAGCUCCUCCUAUGCCACUGACUCUGAGGCUCAGGUAGAUUACUACUUGAGAGACAUUGCUCCCUCACUGGACAUAAAUCCCCUAGACUGGUGGAGAGUAAAUGGGCCAAGAUUCCCCAAACUGGCAACUCUGGCAAAACACUAUUUGUGCAUACCUGGAGUAUCGCUGCCGUCUAUAUUGUCCGAGUCUGGACAAGCUUUCGCAGCGAUGCGCAUGAGACUGAGCCCAGAGCAUGUGGACAUGAUGAUCUUUGUAAACAGAAAUGCAUAACUUGCAUCCCAACACUGACUUCCUGUAUAAAAUGUUCCAGUACAGCUACAUUGAAACUGUAGGGAGGAGGCGGCUCCAUAAAUGUGAGAGGAUGAGGAACUGGCAGCAGGUAUUCAACCAGCUUUGAGGUUUUUCCUGCUAACUAAACAUCUUCCACUCAAAGAGACAUUUUCUCACGACAGGAGCUGCAGUCCAACAUCUAAUCCUACCUGUAUCUUCCUUGACUGGAUGGCUGACACUUCUGACUUUGCUUACAAUCAGUGGUAAAUUUACAGGGCUGUUUCUAGGGCUGCAACUAACAAAUAUUUUAAUAAUCGAUUAAUCUGUCUUUUUUUGAUUAAUCGGUUAAAAAAAAAAACAACUUUGUAUGACUUGCAGGUUAAAGUCGUCGUUGUUUAAUAUUUAAUGCUCAUAUAAAGAAAGUCGCAGCCUUUCUCCUGCUGCCACUUGGUUUGUUUUCUCUGGCAUUUCGCCAGCAGCCGAGUUAUUUUGCCGUGGCGCUGGGCUGUAAAAUGAGCAGCCCGACUAAUCGAUAAAGGCAAAUCAUUAUGGAUCAAUUUGCGUCAUCGAUUAGUCGAACCGUUGUUGCAGCCCAACAUGUUGUUUAAGUGCUUUUUUAACUAAGCACAGUUUCAAACACAAAUCAUGAACUUCUAAAGUAAUUUAUAAACUAAAUUAAAAGCAGAGGUUUGUUCCUUAGCAUCCUAGUCUCUUAUUUUUAAAAUACAACCACUCUGUGUUGCAACAAUAAUAUUUUGAUUGUAUGAUGACUAUAUUGUGGUUUGAUUAUUGCAAUAUACGAUCUUUAAAAGGAAUUUGAAUGUAAUGGCUUCAGCACUGAACUCUAUUAAAAGGUAAAAGUCUUUGAAUUUCAUAGCACAUUGAAACUGAGCUACUGCUACAACCCAACUAACCAACCUAUUAAACCACUGUUAUUACCAGUGUAAUGUAUAAUGUGUGGUUUAAGCAAAAUAAAAUACAUACAGCUGUA